AUGCUAGCAGCAGUAAAGGAUCAUAAAGAAGUGGUCGAACUUUUGCUGAGAACUGAGGGCGUCCACCCAGACUCCAAAGGCUUAGACGGACGAACGCCGCUAUCGUAUACAGCAGAAUAUGGGCAUGAGGCCGUGUCCAAGCUACUGCUCGCAACUCCGGGCGUCAACCUAGACUCCAAGGACUCAGUCGGACGAAUACCGCUAUUAUAUACCACGGGAAAUGUGAAUAUAGCUGUGUUCAAGCUUCUGCUCGUAAUGGAGGGCGUCGACCCAGAAUCGCGAGGGGGGCAUGUGGAAGUAGCUAGGCUAUUACUUACAACAGAGGAUGUCGACCCCGACUCCGAGGAUUCUAACGGGGUAACUCCACUAUCAAUGGUAGUAAGUAUAGGCCGCGGAGUAACGGUUAAGCAACUUCUCGGAACGGACGGCGUCGAUCCAGACUCUAGGGAUUUUAAUGAACAAACGCCGCUUUCGCGUGCGGCACAAAGAGGUUAUCUGGAAAUAGCAGAGCUCCUGAUCGCGACUGAGGGUGUCAAUCCGGACUCCAGGGACUCCAAUAGACAAACGCCGCUUUCGCAUGCAGCACGAUUUGGGAAGCCGCCAGUGCUAGAGUUACUGAUCGCGACGGAGGGUGUCAAUCCAGACUCCAGGGAUAAUAACGGACGGUCGCCGCUAUGGUAA
This is a messenger RNA of Penicillium cataractarum, 681 nucleotides long. Its product is annotated as ankyrin repeat domain-containing protein. NCBI's taxonomy places the organism in Eukaryota, Fungi, Ascomycota, Eurotiomycetes, Eurotiales, Aspergillaceae. The coding region runs from base 1 to 681 and encodes 226 amino acids. The transcript has 2 exons. The record is from RefSeq and is a predicted model, not a curated record. Gene Ontology annotation, molecular function: protein binding.